Messenger RNA from Ectocarpus sp. CCAP 1310/34, 673 nucleotides. The record is from the annotation of a GenBank genome assembly. NCBI's taxonomy places the organism in Eukaryota, Phaeophyceae, Ectocarpales, Ectocarpaceae.
GCCGGGGAGAGCGUUGAAAGAGCAGGAAGUCCACCUGCAGGUCAGGGACCGGCGGCGCAAGCGGCGUUGGCUGAGACGGAGGUCCGCCAGGAACCGGGAAGUACGCCGAUGUCGUUGGCCGCCGCCGCCGCCGCCAAAAUCCGCCGGGAGCAGGAGCGAGAGCAGGAUAAGGGCGGGGAUGAGGGCGAGCACGAGGGCGUGGAGGUGCCUGAGUGGUGGGUGUUUCCCUUCCUGCUUCUCACAGCGGCGUACAGCCCGUGGAGCGGUCAGGCCCCGUCGGAGUGGAAGCACCUCGACUCUUCGGACCGGCCGUCGAAAAAAGCGGAAGGGCGGGGACGUCACCGUGGACUCUGAAAACCCCGUGUGCAGCCCCGCGGUGAUGUCUCGCCUCAACCCCAACGGCGACGCUCUUAGCCGCCGCCAACACUUCGCCGCAAUCAAGCGAGAGCAGGAGCACGAGAGGAAAGCAGCGGCCGACAAGGAACAGGCUGCGAACACACACGUCGAGACCAUAGGCGCGAACAUGAAGAGGAUGGUCGAGCUCAAGGAGGCGGAGGCUGUGGGCAUCAAGCGUGAGAACAAGAUCAAGGCUCUCGAGAAAAAGAUUAGGCUGCGUCUGGGGGACGGGACAGAGAACCGGGCGGAGCUCGAGUUCUUGCUAAACGAGUUUUAG